UUUUCCUUUUGUAUCCCGCCGGCCGAAGUUUUUUUUAAUCUUAUUAUUGGCUGAUGGAAUAGGUGUGUUUAAAAAGAUAUUUCAGCUAUAAAUUCAGCCGAGAAAUACCAGCUAGUCCACUGCCUUUCGCCCGCUUGAUCCUUGUUGUCUUUCCAACAGAAGAACUCUGCCACCAUGCCAUCCCAAUUGGAAGGGGCUAUGGACUCGCUCAUCCAAGUCUUCCAUAAGUACUCUGGCAAGGAGGGGGACAAGUACAAGCUCAACAAAGGCGAACUCAAGGACCUUCUGCACCAUGAGCUGCAACAUUUCUUGGCGGCUCAGAAGGAUCCAUCACUAGUGGACAAUAUCAUGAAAGAUCUCGAUUCCAAUAGAGACAAUGAGGUGGAUUUCAAUGAAUUUGUUAUUUUAGUUGCUGCUCUAACUGUUGCCUGCAAUGACUUCUUUCAGGAGACACUUCGAAAAAAAGCACAGGCCAAAUAGAACUUAAAAUAUAUUCAACAGGCAUCUUAGUAAAUUCCAUACUAAAAAUGAUAACUUAGCCUGCCACUUUCCCCAUAUAGAACUGUUGUAACUUAUACUGCAUGUGCAUACAUUUUGUAAGUAUAUAUAAUUUGCUUGAAAUGCAAUAAAAUUCCUAAAGAUAUUCAAAUGCUUUUCACAAAAUUAUCUCACCUCUAUAUUGUCAAAGAACUCUCCUUGUUAAGCUUCAUGUCUAUUACUGUUUUCCCACACUUCAACCAGGAUGGACAAUGUAACCUGUUUUGAAAUACUGUAUAUUGCCGUGACCAGAGUGAGUUUGCAGCUUUCAAAGCAGUUUGCAGUUUACUUACAAAAGAAAAAUAACAAAUAGAUUCAGGAAUAUUUUGCCUCUUGUAACCACUCUGCUAUUCAAUCAUACUGAGGUCGAAGGACAAUAGCUCAUAUCUCAGUUAGCAAUAAAAUUUGCAUGUAAAAUAUAGCACAAAUGGUUACAGCUACUAAUUAAAAUAUAUAUAUUAAAGUAGUUUUUCAUCUUCUUAACUAGGGGAUAAAGUCAAAUGGUUUAUAGAGUUAUGAAGUUAAAUUCUGUAAACAUAUUAAGUUAAUAUUUAUUAAAGCAUAGCAUAAACUGAGAGGCUUACAAACUGGCAUAUGCAUUAAGGAUCACAAUUUGAAUCUUGAUACCAGAAUAUAGUUUGCAAGGUUUUCAAUGUAUUUGUACUAGACUGAGUCCAGGGAUACACAAAUACUUUUAAAUUAGUAGAUAUUGACAGAUUUAAGCAACACUGCCUUGUAUCCUUUGUCCAAAAAAACUGUAACCUCCUUCUGUUUCCUUCUAUUUUUUUCUCUAUAUAGUUUAUUCAAAAAAGGCUGAACUUCUCAUGAACUCUGGGGAGUAGUAGUUCCGCACAUCUCCAGUAAACACCUAGGUUAUAAUGUUGGUUGCAUUGUUCCCCGACAGAUCAAAUGUUCUGAGAAUGAACCCCUCCAUUAAGCAGAGUGACUUUAAUCAUGUGAAGUUUAACUGAGACCUAAAUCCACAUAUGAAGACCCAUUUUCUUACAAGUUGUACUCUGUUGUCUCUUCUGGUAGGUAAUAACCCCAGUCAAUGAUUGACCUUAAUAUAACACCUUAAGUGAUGAAAUUAAUGAUAGCUAAUCUUGGUUUUUCCUACUGAACAAUAUUGCCCACGGCAGCUGAAGGGCAGUUGUCUAUUGAAUAAGUAACAUUAUGAAUCUGUGACUCAAAUAGAGACUCUUUGUCACAUUUUAUCUGACAAAUAGUAACCCUAAGAAUAUCGGUAGUUCACUGCAUUGUCAGUGUGCUUAAUUACUAGUGCAGGAAUUAAAUACUUAAUCUUCUGAAUUAGUAAUAAAUGUAUUACUGAGUAAGCAAAAGAAGUACUUAAGAUGACUUCCAUGUUUCUCACCAGUUAUAAUUGGCAAUCCUGAAAUAUAUCUUCUGAAUCAAAUUUUAAAUUGAUGGGAAUACUUCGUCACAAAUGGUAAUCACUGUAUUCUGAAUUGACUCACAGAGCUCCAAAAAUUAGUAAUUGAAAUUCUAACUCUAAGAGAAGGAAAUACUAAAUCAUGUAGGGAAAAUCAUAAUAGUUAUGCAUAAAUCUAAAGUGAGAGGCCAUGAUAAUUGCCUCUACUAUGAAGCGCUUAAUGGCUCAACUACAUGGCACAAAUGAGGGUUGGAAUAAACUAGCCAAUAUUGACAAACUGCCAUAAUUGCAAAAUUAAAAUGAGCAAUAUGUUGAAGAGAUAGCAAAACAUUUGUGUAAGUGUAAAAAAAUACCUUUUACUUUAGAAAAAGAUAUGCACUCAAAUUUGGUUGGUUUCCUGUGUGCCUGGAAAUAAAUCUAUGGUAUUAUACUGGAAAUAAAUCUAUGGUAUUAUGGUUAAGUAACAAACCAUGUUUAACUCUAAAUAUAACUUAAACAUUAGAAUUAUUCCUACUAAAUGACAUCCAAUACAAACCAAUUAAUUUUAUGAUUCAAGCAAGUUACAUCAGUGCUGUGUUAAAUGUUUUUAUGAAUAACAUUUUUGACCCUUUGUUUAAUCAUCAAAACAACCAUUACACAUUUUCAGGUGGCAUUGAUGAUGGAUAAUAUACACUUCUUGUACAAUAGACUCCACUUAUGUCUGUGCGUUGGUUCCAACUGGCCUAUGAUGUAACUGUUAAAAGCCUAGUUACUUCUCAAGCGUACCAUUCCAAGAGUCAUUUGUAAGCAAGCAAAGCACCAAGUAAUUAUAACUGUAUAUAUGUAAUUCAUCCGAGUCAUCGAUAAAGAAUGUCAUAUUUAA
Mobula hypostoma (lesser devil ray) is the source of this 2789-nucleotide messenger RNA. RefSeq names its product S100 calcium binding protein Z (gene s100z). Bases 175 to 480 code for a protein of 101 amino acids. The transcript is spliced from 3 exons. NCBI's taxonomy places the organism in Eukaryota, Metazoa, Chordata, Chondrichthyes, Myliobatiformes, Myliobatidae. Gene Ontology annotation, molecular function: calcium ion binding; calcium-dependent protein binding. The record is from RefSeq and is a predicted model, not a curated record.